UCAUUACGUCAGUAGCGAUUGCGAAUGAGUAAAUCGGUUCUUGUUUUGAUCGAGGAUGACAGGAAUAAAUGAAAACGUCAGUAUUUUGUAAAAAAUAUUAAAUGUAAAGACGUUUUGGUGUUUCAUAACAGUGUUUCCUAAGAUGGGGAAUUGUUUGAAAACACCCAAUAAUGACGACAUCUCUCUUCUGCGUGGUAGCGAAGGUCAAGAUGGACCAGACAACCUGGGCCCCCCUCCACCAUAUCAGGAAAGACAGAGGCCUAUAGAGAGAUCUCGAGUACCUAUGUACCACCCCUCUCCAAAUGUCAGUAGACCAGCAAACCAGCUGACAGAAGAUGAACAGAUCAAGAUUGCAAAACGCAUGGGACUCAUCAGUCACCUCCCUCUAGGAGUUUACGAUGGCAGUUCUAAAAAGGGCAAAGAGUGUGCAAUAUGUAUGUGUGAUUUUGUGUUAGGAGAAUCUCUACGAUUUUUACCGUGUAUGCACAUUUACCACAAAGACUGUAUCGAUGACUGGCUGAUGAGGGCCUUCACGUGCCCUUCCUGUAUGGAACCAGUCGAUGCUGCCCUUCUCUCCUCCUACCAGUCCAACUGACCCUCUGUGUUGGUGGGGUGUACGUGAUAUACAUGUAGUUCAUUGUGAUAAUGUACGUAGAUGGCAAACAUUGCCAUUGUCAUCAAGUUCCAUUAGGUUUCUAUCUAGUCUCAUUAAGGUUACUGUUUUAUUUAUCCCUCACUGUCAGGUGACAAGUUUAAAUUAAGAUAACUACUUAUAAUGUAUGUUCAUUCAAAGGAUAAAUUUGUUAAUCAAGUAGAUAAACCUCCUUAAUUAGGAGUUGGGUUCAGAGUUUUCUUUGGUAGUUUGUUGUUUGUUUUGUAUUUGUUGUUUUUUCUCUCGUUUUUUGCAUCUUAUUAUCUAUACUUUAUCUUGCAUUUAAUAUAUCAGAUUCCUGAGCUAGUCAUUAUUCACUGCUGAUUUAGACUGGCAUACUGUACCCUCCCAUCUCCAGUUUAAAUGAACCCUUUUGCCAAGCAGUAAGCUUGUCUGUGUACACGAAAAAAAGUAAUUAUUUUGAUUAAUGGCUGCAUGGGUAUUGAUUAAAAUAAGGUCUAGGUCCCGUUUUUCUCUCUGAGCAUAGUAUAUUCAUUCAUGGUGAAAGAAUGAAGGUUGUGUGGGAUAAAGUUUAUGCAUAUUUUAUAAGUGUUUGAGUUGCAAUAUGUGUUCUAACAUUUAUGGACCCUUCCUCUUUGUGACAUUGUUCAAUUAAUGACUAUUCAUAUAAAAUGAAUACAUCAACUUUGGUUUAAAAGGCAAAUGCAAUCACGAAAUUUGAUAAACAGAACUGUUAAAAUGCUAAAGAAUGUUUAAAUUUGCUAAUCUUGAAUUUUGUUUUAUUGGAUUAAUUAUCAUCAAGACUGGCCAUUAUCAGGAGGGUACAUAUUGAUUUUUUUUUUUAAUUCUGAAACUCCAAAUUACACUUCCCUGUAUGUGCAUGUAUGUCUCAUGAUUCAUCCAUUGUUUUAAAGUUGGAAAGGUAUAAUAUAUAAUAUCUAUACAAGUAUCUAAUUGUACUGAAUGAGUGGAUCAAUACAUUGCUGAAUCUGAUUUUGGCGGGGAAGAAUAAUUAUACUUGUAGACUGGUGCUGAGGCUUGCAAAAUGUUCCCGUUUCUUUGUGUUUUUGUUGGGAUUCUCCUGCUUAAAAAAGGCAUUUAUCUGUAAGCAGCUUUGUGUUAGAAAACCUCGUUUAUAUACAUAAACAAUGUGUAUAGGACAUUGAAAAUGUUUUAAAUGUAGAAAUGAUAGAUAUUAGAUUUUUUUUUCUCAAUGAUAUUGAGUGAAUUUUCUCAUCUAUAGAUCUAUACCUGUAGGUCGUUAUAACCGUAACUCUAAUUCCUUUGGAAUUUCAAAGGUUUGUUAUCUUUAUUUUAAUUUAAACAAAAUGUUUAUUAAUGAAUUGUUGUGAUUUUUUGUACAUUUUUGUACAGAUGCACACACACACACACACACAUUAUUUAAGUUUGGUUUCCUUGUUUGCCAAGUGUUUUCAAGUGUCUCACAACACUAGAUUUAUAGCUGCAAGCAUCACCAAUGCUGGUACAAAAUACACUUUCAGGGGGUUAUGCUGCAACAUUUAACUAUAAGAAAGCCUUAAUUUUGAUUAAAUGAAUUUGAUGCUAAAUUGUUUUUAACAACAUCAUAUAUUUUGUCUUUGUUACUGUAUUUUACAGAAAGAUUUUUUUUUUUUGAAUUUCAGUAUACUAGAUAAAUUCAAAGGCAUUUUACCCGUAUUUAGGGGUAUCAGUAAAAUUUCAUGUUUAUAAUAUAUAUGUACCUAUACAUGUACAUAAAAAAUACCGAAAAAAUGGCAAAUUUAAAUGGAUAUUGUCUCUUUGUUCUUGGAUAUUAUAUAUCAAAAGAGUCUAUUAGUCCCAUUGUGUCAUUAUUAAUAGAAUUUAUACACAGUAUUAAAUUAUAUAGACAAAACCUUACCUCGUUUUUAUCCAGAAAAACAAAUUGUAUUUUAACAUGUACAGUGUAAGGAAAUUAUACAGUUAAAUCAUGUGUAUAUGACUAGAUUUGAUUUAAAUUUACUCAAUACAAUUACUUGAUAUUACUUUGAUAUUUUAAUAAAAGAAGGGGGUAGUUACCAGUGAAUGUAUGGUAACUUUUUAUUUGAAGGAUCAAUGUUAGGAUGAUGGUAAUGAAUGAUGGUAUUAAUGAAUAAAUGUAGGGAGGGGGCAUAUAAGACUUAAAUCAUUGUUGUUAAACUUAGUCAUAAAUGAGAAAGUAGUCAUCUUGAUACAUAUAGCUAAAAAUAGAAAUAAGUAGCUAUAUAAUUGAAACUUUAAAAUUUGCUCACUUUUUAAAGUCAGAAUAAAUACAUGAAAUGUAAAUAUCUAUUUAUUCGGAAGCUACAUGUUGCUUUUUGUGUGCUUUGUUAUACAUGUACUUGUUUGUGUAAAUGUGUGAUAUAUGAUGUUCGGAAUAGUUUUGUAGUGCUUGUUUUACAACCAUGGCAGUUCAUGGUUAUACACCAACAAACAAAAAUAAUUAUUAAGUUAGAAAUAUCAUUUUUCUGUGGUGAAACACUAAAUAGACCAAAGAACGUUUUAUCGAAUUAUUCAUGAAAACAUUAAUGUUUUAUAUACAUUCAGUGCCUAAAACUAUAAUUAUAGUACAUGUAUAGCAUUUCUUUGAAAAAUUCUGAAUUUGAAGUAUUAACUGUUAAGGACUUGUUGUGUAUUUGUUCCAAUAUAAGAACUUAUAUUUAAAAUUACCCCGUUAUCCACAUUUUUGACAUAACAGGUUUCAUUUAUUUCAGUCAAGGAGUCCUGUAAAGAGGUUGUUAAUUGAUGUUAAUUAAAGAAUUUAUUGUUAAACACUGAGACAAAGAUCUCCACAUUGUUAUAUUUAUUAUGAUUAUUCAGUAACUAUACUGCCACUGUCACAAAUAAACUUUACAAAACUC
This is a messenger RNA of Magallana angulata, 3471 nucleotides long. Its product is annotated as RING finger protein 11-like. The record is from RefSeq and is a predicted model, not a curated record. Lineage: Eukaryota; Metazoa; Mollusca; Bivalvia; Ostreida; Ostreidae. The coding region runs from base 143 to 595 and encodes 150 amino acids. The transcript is spliced from 3 exons.